Pelmatolapia mariae (spotted tilapia) is the source of this 2194-nucleotide messenger RNA. It is a transcript of the gene igfals, whose product is annotated as insulin-like growth factor binding protein, acid labile subunit. The coding region runs from base 1 to 1737 and encodes 578 amino acids. Gene Ontology annotation, molecular function: protein binding. The transcript has a single exon. NCBI's taxonomy places the organism in Eukaryota, Metazoa, Chordata, Actinopteri, Cichliformes, Cichlidae. The record is from RefSeq and is a predicted model, not a curated record.
AUGCAAAUCACUGCUCUGAUGGUAGUCUGGAUACUGGGAACAUCACUGGUGUUUCCACAGUCGGACACAGCAGCUACAGAGAAGGUGGCUGAAGAUCCCAUUCCCUGCUCUAAGGUGUGCACCUGUCAAUACGAUGAUUUCAUCUCGGAGCUCAACAUGUACUGCAGUUCUCGCAACUUCACACAAGUACCAACUGACAUGCCACCAUCCACUUAUUCUCUCUGGCUGGAUGGCAACCGGUUUACAUCGCUCCCAGCCGCAGCUUUUCGGGAUUUGACCAACCUGGACUUUUUAAAUCUUCAGAAUGGCCAGCUGACGACUAUUGACCCUCAGGCUUUCAAGGGCCUUGGGUCGCUAGCACACAUUCACCUUGAGCGGAAUCGCCUCCGCGUAUUACCAGGUACAGUCUUCCAGAAUACACCCAACCUUGCUUCACUUAGUCUGCAUAACAACCAACUCAGUCGCAUUGAGGAAAGACUGUUUGCAGGACUCUCACAAAUGUGGCUUCUUAACCUAGGUUGGAACUCAUUAACGGUCUUACCUGAGACAGCUUUCCAUGACCUGCAAGGUCUACGAGAGCUGAUACUCGCAGGAAACAGACUUGCUUACUUGCAGCCACAGCUCUUUCAAAACCUUGGUGAGCUCAAAGAGUUAGAUUUGACAGGAAAUUACCUGAAGGUGAUCAAAGCCAACGUGUUUCUUAAACUAACUAAACUGCAAAAGCUUUACCUGGGACAGAAUCAGAUUUUAACAUUGGUCCCCAGAGCUUUUGCAGGCAUGAAGUCACUUAGAUGGCUGGAUCUGACAAACAAUAAAGUGACUUCUCUACAUGAUGACACCUUCCUUGGCCUGCACAAUCUCCAUGUACUUCGUCUUUCUCACAACUCUAUCACUGGAAUUAGGCCCAGGACUUUCCGUGAUCUGCAGUACCUAGAAGAACUAAGACUGAGUUACAACAGGAUUAGAACUCUGGGGGAUAGGAUCUUCGAAGAUCUUGGCCAUUUAGAGGUCCUAGAACUAGAACACAAUCAAGUGCAGGAAGCACACGUGGGGGCUUUCACAGGCCUCUCUCAUGUGGCUGUCAUUAACCUUUCUGGAAGCUGCUUCCGCACUCUACCAGACCAAAUGUUCAAAGGUCUGCCAAGGCUUCACAGCCUACAUCUGGACAGAGGCUGCUUAACUAAGAUAACAACUCAAGCAUUCAGUGGACUGUCUGGUUUAAGGAGGCUCUUUCUGCAACGCAACAAUAUCUCUGUUGUGGAACACCAGAGUUUUGUGGAUAUGGUAGGCCUAUCGGGACUAGAUCUGAGUUUCAACAAGCUGGGUGCUCUCACCACCCAUACAUUCUCUGGCCUCAAGAAUUUGGAGUACUUGCUGUUGUCCAACAAUGAGUGUAGACAGUUUUUGCAAAAUGGCACAAGGCAGAUUCUUCCAAGGCUGCGCUACCUAGACUUGAGAGAUAAUGCCUUAACAAGCUUGGUCCCAGACUUCUCUGAUAAUAUAGAAAAACUAUUACUGUCUGGAAACAGGUGGAAAUGUGACUGCAGCACCCUCCCACUUAGAAACUACGCAUUGAGGAAGUCACAGGUGAUUCCUCGGCUAGUGGAGACCCACGCAGAAGGUGAAGAGCCUGAUACGACAAUCACCAUAUACAACAACAUCACAUGCACCAGCCCACCUCGCCUAGCAGGUCAGGACUUACGGGAUGUGGACGGUGAACACUUCCAAAACUGCUAAGCUGCACUACAAAGACAGUUUUAUGGAGCUGGUUGGUAAAAUUCUGCUAUCAGCAUUAGCAUUUCAACAUUGUAAAUUACUUAAGUUUGAUUUGAACAUCAAAACUGCAAUACUGAAAUGUGUUUCAUGUUCUUAUAUAGCUAUUAACAUAUAAGCUCCUGCCAUCUCAUGCUUUUACAGAAAAUGCUAUUUGUUUCUAAACAUAUCUGGAUUCUCUUCAAAGGACAUCCCAUGAAAACCAAUAUUCCUUUUGCUUCAUUAGUUAUGUUAAAUAUGUGGUUGUGGUUGAAUGUGAUGACAGUUGGCAGAUUGUCAACACUAGGAAAAACAAAAUGUGAUGCAGCAACUUCACAAUGCUUUAUGACACAUCAAUUUAUGUUAGUAUUAGAGAGCAUGUUGGAAUGUGAAGAGCUCAAUUUGUAAUACCUUUGCUGAAGUGCUUCAUAUGAAUAUGAGU